Cydia strobilella is the source of this 2175-nucleotide messenger RNA. RefSeq lists its product as uncharacterized. Bases 74 to 2158 code for a protein of 694 amino acids. The transcript has 2 exons. NCBI's taxonomy places the organism in Eukaryota, Metazoa, Arthropoda, Insecta, Lepidoptera, Tortricidae. The record is from RefSeq and is a predicted model, not a curated record.
AUGCAGAUAUCACGUACUAUAUUAACUGAUUUCAAGAUGGAUUGAGGUUUCUUCCAGUGAAUAAUGAGAAAAAAUGUUAACGUCAUAUUUGUUUGUUGUUGGUUUCGGUUUGGUGGCAGCUAACCCAAUACUACAGAUGAUAAAGAUACCAGGCCAGUCUUACCCAUCGCAAGCCUGUCCAACAUGUCCAACCCAAACAUGUCCGUCACAAACAUGUCCGUCACAAACAUGUCCAACGUCCCGACCACCGUGCCAGACCUGUCAGACCUCCUACCGAAACGUCUACAGUCAACCAACCAAUAACUGCCCUUGUAACAAACAAGUUACAGCUCAAAAUCCAGUGGCAAACAUAAUUAAUCAAGAUGUUUUAAGUCAACUCGUUAUAAGAAGACUUCUAAGUACACCUCAACCUCAAACUCAAGUAAAUCCUGCUCCGGCAUGUACCAACUGCGAAGCACAAAAAGCUCCACCGAAUAUUAUUAAUAACUAUAUUGUAAUACCUCCUGAAUAUUUUAAAGCAAAUGAAACCAAGGUAGAUAAAGAAGAACCAGAUACAAGAACGAGAAAAGGUAAAAGAAGGAGAAAACAAAGUAGACGGAGGAAUCAAGAAAAUAUCACGUGUCCUUGUGAAGACGAAAAAGAGAAAGGUAAAAUCAUUGUAGAAAAACAAGAAACAUCUUGUCCGUGUGACAAAUAUACUUAUAUGGUUGGUGGGGAUGAAGUAAAAAACGGUAAAAUAGAAGAUGCUCCUUCAUUGAAAACUAGAACAGUUAAUGAUAAAGUACUACCGGAAAGUGCCCCUAGUUCAAAAAAUACGAAAACAUCACAAAAUGAUAAAGUAGUAUAUAAUUACCACGAAGUCUCUGGGGAAACUGAACUCACAGACACUAAAAAUACAAGAAAUAGCAACCGAGACAGAAAAAUUCAUUUGGAAGAUGCGAUAAUUAAAGACUUUUGUAGAAAACAUCCAACCAUACCAGAAGAAAUUGCCAGAAGUUUACUGAACAAAUUAAAACAUCAGAUAGACAAAAAGGAAAACCCACAUUACAGUCCAUAUCGAUUCUCACCUUAUAGCUACGAACACUACGACCCUGAACUGUUUUACCCAAGAAGUUACGGUUACCCUAGGGCAUACAGCGAUGUAGUUGAAAGUGAUAGAAGAUCUAGAAAACGGAAGCAACAUCGCUCAGGGAGACGAAAUAAGAAACAAAAGGAAGAAGUAAAAGAAAACACAGAUAUAUGUAAUGAACAAUCUGAAAAAUUAGUGGAAAAGAAUCCAACAGUAAUUAAUAUAGAGACGGAAAUAAUCAGUACAGAGAAAAUUACAGCUAGUGCAGAAAAGGUAAAAGAAAAUUUAACUGUUAAUAACUCCGAAACCCAAAUGGAAACCCCUGAUGAUUUACUCGAUCAAUUAGAUAAAAUGAAAGCUAAAUUUGCAAAACUUAAUGAAAUAGAAACAACAACUGUCAGUUAUAAUAAACGUAUCGGACAAUACCCAGAAUUAGGAAAAGAGGAUAAAGUACCCACUGUUUAUAAUAAUGGGGUAGAUGAUUACUAUCCCGACUUUAGAGGCGAUAAUAUUCCAUUUUAUGCGAGUGAUGAAGAAUGUGAUAGCAAAGAAGACAUGUAUGACAAAAAUGGAGGAUUUGAUUCAAAAAGGUACGUAAACCAUAAACAAUCUAGUACUAACUCCCGUAAAGAUGAAACUAGUACUGAAUACCCUGUUUCAGUCUCGACAGAAUCUUACGAUAGUUACGAAGAAACAAAAGACGGAAGCGAUGAAAUACGAUUCAUAAUUCCUCCUCAUUUAGAACUACCUGAUUUUGAGACUAAACAAAUUAACAAACUUGAAAUUAAUGACUUUGUUGCAGAUGAUUUAAACACAUACUCUGAUGCUACAGCUAAACAAGAAAUUGAAUUGAAACCUGCAAAAGUGUUUACAAAAGAUAAAUCAGGUAGGACUAAUAUAGAGACAGUGUAUGGACGUUCUAGAGUGGUUAAAUAUGGACAUGAUGCAGAAUCAGCUGCUUCGGAACCUGUCAUUACAUAUUAUUUGCCUGAAGACGCGAUGACAGAAGAUCGAAUUCAAUUACCAGAUGGAGAGGGCAUAGUUGUUGUUGCGAAAUCAAUUCGAGAUCUUGAAAAUUGGGAAAUAUAGUUUUUAAAACGUUUUCG